AUGGCAACGAAAAACAAGGAAACCGUCGGCCUUUUCCGAGCUCGUAGCAACGGCGUGACUGCCUGGGGUGGUGGGGUCUUGGACCCGGACAUGGUUUCCAGUCGGUGCUGGUCAUUUUCCGACCGGUCUAGUCAUCGGAGGUGGCCAGACAACGACAUUGUGUCUUCGGGAAGUCGAAAAGUUGUUGUGCGCCAUCCCCUGAACGAGAGAGAGAGAGUGACACGCAUUCCUUAA
Molecule: messenger RNA, 234 nt
Organism: Prunus armeniaca (apricot)
Lineage: Eukaryota; Viridiplantae; Streptophyta; Magnoliopsida; Rosales; Rosaceae
Source: the annotation of a GenBank genome assembly